This is a messenger RNA of Megalobrama amblycephala (Wuchang bream), 4653 nucleotides long. It is a transcript of the gene shisa9a, whose product is annotated as shisa family member 9a. The transcript has 4 exons. Gene Ontology annotation, cellular component: AMPA glutamate receptor complex; postsynaptic density; dendritic spine membrane. Bases 562 to 1716 code for a protein of 384 amino acids. Gene Ontology annotation, biological process: regulation of short-term neuronal synaptic plasticity; regulation of AMPA receptor activity. The record is from RefSeq and is a predicted model, not a curated record. NCBI's taxonomy places the organism in Eukaryota, Metazoa, Chordata, Actinopteri, Cypriniformes, Xenocyprididae.
UACAGUCAAGUUGCACGUGAUGGAGUUGGUUUGCGAACUGCACGCUACAUGUUGAGAUUUUUUUUUUUAAGGUAGGUUAUUAUUUUAUGCAUCUGAGAAUAAGGAAUAUUCAUUUGCAAGUUGCAUUUAGUAAUAUAAGUCAGACGGCAACUUUUCACUGUGAUUCUUUACUACAUGGACACUUUUUGUUGUCCGAUCCCUCCCAUGUCUCCUCCUUCCCUUUACGCACUGUCUCUCCCACUCUCAGCGCGCGCGCUCCACAGUUCUGCCUCAGCUCUCCUGUCAUCAUCACAAACAAAGACAGCCUUCAGGGUAGUUGGCGCAGUGCUUUCGGGGAGCUAAAAGUACUUGAGAAUCAGCAGAACAAUUGGUAUUGAGAUCAACAGCUGUCAGAGUGGACUUUAGAAAAAUCUGCAGUCUUAAUUUACCCCUUUGAAAAUGCAAACCUCUCCGAAUGGCUUUGUUCACUCGUGUGGAUUUAUGCCCUGCUGUCAGUGGUAGUACCAGGUCGUUUCUCUGUCUCAGUUUGUUCUUCCAAGGAAGCCUCCAGGAGACUACAGGAUGAAAUGGACAGUCUUGCUGUUAGAAUACUUUUUGGUCAAAGUUCUGGUGCUGCUGUGCAGCGCGGACGGGGAAGCGCAGCAGCAACAGCUCGAGGGCUUUAUAAUGCUCUCAGGAUCCAAUGGGUCCCGGGAUGAGGAGAGCGUUUCUGAACCUCCACACACUGAGGACAAAUGUCGGGGUUACUAUGAUGUCAUGGGACAGUGGGACCCGCCGUUCGUUUGCCAAACAGGCAAUUAUUUAUAUUGUUGCGGCACUUGUGGCUUCCGAUUUUGCUGCGCUUAUAAAAACUCUCGACUGGAUCAGAGCACAUGUAAAAAUUACGACACACCAGUAUGGUUAACAGGACAGACACCAUAUAAGAAAACCAUAGACCCUAGACACGAUCCAACCAAGGAUAAAACAAACUUGAUUGUAUAUAUAAUAUGUGGAGUAGUGGCAAUUAUGGCACUGGUCGGGAUAUUUACCAAACUUGGACUAGAAAAGGCUCACAGACCUCACAGAGAGAGCAUGUCUCGAGCCGUUGCAAGCGUCAUGCAAGGCGCCCGUCAGGGUCAGCACGAGGAGGCCAUCGGAAUGCACACACAGCAUUAUGACACUGUGCAGGCGAGAGCAAACAACAUGCAAGGCGGCCAGAUAAACAACAUGAUGCAAACGCACCAAUAUCCAGCCCUCAGCCAGCUGUCCCAUGUCUAUGAGCAACAACAAUCGGCAAAAGAGUUCAACAAAUACGCCUCACUGAAGGCUGUGGCGGCCAAAGCCAACGGUGAUUUUCUCAACAAGCAACACCGCCACUUGGUCGAGUUGGCGGCUAAGGGAAGCCUGCCGCUUCAUCCAGUCAGAAUGGAGCACGUGGAGCCCACGGCUUCUUACGUCACAGAGGUCCCGUGCCUCAAGCAAAAUGGACAGAAGCCCAAGAGCAUUAAAGCCCAUGUGGCCCAUCCCGCAAUGGCCUACAGCUCCAAUACCAUCGCGAACCCCGGCAUGCUGAGGAGCUGGGAGAACGCAGAGACUGCAGGUCGCCGCAAAACCUACGGGCCUAGGAAGAUGUGCACGAUGGAACGAGUUAAUGAGCUACACACUGCCCGCAGUCAUCAUUACCUACCAACGCAACCCUACUUUGUAACCAACAGUAAGACAGAGGUGACUGUGUAAGAGGCUGAAUACGCUUCAAAGCAAGUGGCAGAGAGCCAAAAGUGAUUAUUGUCAUGAAAGGACUCUCCACACUGCCCCUAGUGGACUGGAGGCACAACAGGGGUGAGCAUGUUAUGCCCUCACGAUAACAUCCACUGACUGUGAGGCCAGGGACACUUGGAAAUGUUCACCACAAUUUAUAUCCACUGUAACAAUGAUGUGUUUGUGUUCUGUCAAUGAAAAGGUAAAAGGAAACAGAUGUAAAGAAUUGGCACACGAAAAGAUUCAGAUCAAUAGCAAUAAGGUCUAAUAAACGUGUACGGAAAGAAUGGCUACGGAGAGAUGAGACAUUACAGAAAUGAAACUUACCGGAUUAUCGAUCCCAGAUAUUAAAGGGCUGGUGUGGAGUAUGAAAAGCAAAGUGAUGCUCUUAUCUGAAAUAAUAUAGAGAAAAUUUGCUGGGUGUGAUAUUGAUUUGAUGUAGAUGGCAUAAAAGACACUAGGUUUGAGGCUGUGCCUUUUGUUUUCUCAUUAUAAAGCACCUCGGUCAAGCAACUAAACAAAUGACGCUUGAAAUCAGAAGAGUAUUAGUAGCGAUGGUCACAUGUAUGGAGUAUUUAAUGCCGAGGUAGCAUUGUCAUGCCAUGAGCAACACUGUUAAAUAACACGGAAGCUUGGACACAACUUGUGUCUUUGGAAAUAUGUGUUUGGUCUCCUUUUUGCGUAACAUUCGGCAUUACUUUUUUAUGUGUACUCUCAAACGCAUAUGAGCAUGUUGAAAUAUUUGUCAAAAUGUCAUCAGUAGUUGUAUCUGCUGCCACAUGUAAGGUUUUUUUGCACUUUUACAAAUGUGUCGUACAGAAGGUGCAUUUUAUUUUUUAUUUUUUUCCCAAACAGAUGCGACCAUAAAAGUAUAUUUAUACCAUUGCCAAUAUAUUUAUGCAGAUUAUACAGUACAUUGUGCCAAGAAGUAGCUGGUUGAAGUUGUUGUGUUCAGCAUUAUUUAUUUAAAUAUAAUUAUUUAUUUUGUUUUAUUCAAUAGUAUGUUCAAGACAAAAUGUUUUUUAAUGGAGUGGUAGUUCUGGACAUGAAGAUAAAAUAAAGCUUUUUCUUUCCUCAUUCUCUUCAUCUUUAUUUUUCCCCUUCCAUCGCUGUCUUUGAUGCUAACAGGAUUUUGCAUUGUGAGGUUUUUGUACACAGGUCGAUGAACUUUGUUGUAUCCAAUUGAGUUAAUUCAGCAAUGCGUAAACCUGGAAAUAUCAACCCAAAGAACUUGACCUGCUCCUGCACUUCCCCGUGAUUGCAGGGGAACCAGAUCAUGUGGAAUAACUCUAGUCUAGGACGGAUCCCGUCAGCCUCACUGCCCGUAAAAUGUCUAUCUGCUCCAUGCUUCUCAGUUAUUCUGUCGUGUGCAUGCAGUGAGCAGUGCCGUAAAUGCUUGUUUGUGCAUCAUGAAAUUUUACUUUUGCAAAUUUAUUCAUGGUAGUUUUAUUUUUUAAUUCUUUCCUUUACCCCAUCACGUACUAAAGCUACAAUAGAAAGAAGCAUGAGAAUAAAUAAAGUAUAGAGUAUAACUGUGCACCGUAAAGCCUUUAAAUAUCCCAUAACACACACCAAAUUCUGAGGUCCAUCAAAGGCUGUUGUGGUGUUUUGUUAGAAAUAGCCAGGGAACAGGCAGCAAGUCUUUCAUCUGCUGCAAUUCCGAGGAAGUCCCAGAUGAGGAGCAGGGAAGGAAAGGACUCUGAUUGAUUUGAUUCAGGCACUUUGAGCAAGAAUAAGUCAGCUAAUCCAAUCCUCAGCUGCACACAUUCACCUCUGAACAGGUGCCUGGAAACAGCCAGCGAUUGAAUGAGCCCGUUUCUGUGGGGGCCUUGUUGAGCUGCCAGAAAUCAAAGUUCUGCUCGGCAAAUUAAGAUCGAGGGUGCAAGUGACCUAGUUAACCGAAUCAGAACCGGCCUUUUCAGCAUACAGACACGCUGUAUUAGGAGAGCGGGUGGCCGAUUGCAUUUGUUUGUUGAGGACCCAGGCUGAGCAUUGCAUUUUACUAUGGCUUCAACGUCUACAUGAACUGGAGAGACAAAGCAAAAGAUAUUAUUCUACAGAAAAACUAUUCUGUAAGGCUUAUCUGGCUCUAUACAUAGGAUGUACAGUAUUGUCAUGAAUGCCAACACCAGUGUGAUUAGUAUACAUUUUUCUAAUUUAAAAUAGUAUCAAUAUAAUGCAAAAAGUGAUAGAUUUAUCUUUAUUCAUUUAGCAGAUGGUUUUAUCCAAAGUGACUUACAAAGAGAAAUGUUAAAUAGACAAUAUGUGCUGCAAUACAAAACUGUUCAGAAAAGUACAAGCCAGAACAGAAACAGUGAAACAACAGUAUUUAGAUAAUGGCAAUAUAAAUUAGUGGACAAAAUUUAUUCAAAUGCAAAUGAUUCAUUGCUAAAUCAGUUGAUGCAUGAAUAUUAGUCCAAGUUAUGUUAGUUCAUUUCACAUAUACACAUAAGCACAGGCAUUGACUAGGACCAAAAAUCACAGUGUAUUCACAAAAAUGAAGAACUCACUGACUCCCUGCAUUUUAUACUCCAGUCAGAAAUUUCUAAAUUAUGUGCGCAACCUAAUUUCAAUUAUGGGAGAAAUGAGGUUGAGAAAUGGUAUUGAAUGUGAUUAAUGGACUGAGCCUGAGAUAAGUCUGAUUGUUAUGAGGUUAUGAUUAAUUUGAAGUUGGAAAAUGAUAAUGUGGAUACUGAGAAACUAAUCAGAUUCAAGGGCUUAUAUAUUUCUUUUCGUGUUUCAGUAUUGCUACUUGUUCUUAUCUAUGAGUGUGCAAUUCAUUUUGUUUACAGUGAGUUUACAUUAGGAUAUGUCACCACAUGGCAGAUAAUCUGACUUUAAAACAGUAUGUAAAUACUAUUUUUGUGCAGUGUCUUUGUAUAGAUUUGACAUUUAAUAAAGAUACUCUAAACUGAA